Pisolithus orientalis is the source of this 225-nucleotide messenger RNA. RefSeq lists its product as uncharacterized. The record is from RefSeq and is a predicted model, not a curated record. The transcript has a single exon. The annotation marks the transcript as partial. Lineage: Eukaryota; Fungi; Basidiomycota; Agaricomycetes; Boletales; Pisolithaceae.
AUGGAUGAUACCAACAGCGAGUCUUCUACACCCACCUCCCCCCCUACAGUCGCCUCAAUACUCGGUGUAAAGGGGGCAUUGCGUUUUCGACGCCAUGGAGCCAGUCAAAAGGCUCACGUUGUCUUGCGACGCGUCGACGUCUCCGAUGACUCAAAUAUUGCAGACGGUAAACCAUCGGUCGCCUAUUUCAGCCUCUUUGCACAGAAGCGGAUCGAGGUAAAACCC